This is a messenger RNA of Paraphaeosphaeria sporulosa, 745 nucleotides long. RefSeq lists its product as uncharacterized. Bases 1 to 633 code for a protein of 210 amino acids. NCBI's taxonomy places the organism in Eukaryota, Fungi, Ascomycota, Dothideomycetes, Pleosporales, Didymosphaeriaceae. The record is from RefSeq and is a predicted model, not a curated record. The transcript has a single exon.
AUGGCUGGCCUUUGGCUCUCUCAUCUCCCCUUGGGGCUAUUGUGGUUCAGCGAACAGACCUUUCUACCACAAAACCAUGCAUGGCGCGCCCCCUCGUGGAGCUGGGCCUCGCUGGAUGGUCUCAUCGUUUGGCAUAGCGAUAUGAUGACAACUGUCGACCCUGUCUUUAGAAUUCUCCCCGAGACGACCGAGGCGAUGGGACUUGCUCACGAAGGUGCACCCUAUGGCGAAGUUGUUUCAGGGUCCUUAUACAUUAAAGGACGUGUGAGAAAGGGCAAUGUCUCGUCGGAUGGCCAAGAUGAACCCAAUGCCAUUAAUCUAGACAGAGCGGAAAUCUGCUGGGAUAACGACAGCUUCGCAUCUUUGGCCUCAACCUCCGAGAUCUUCUGCCUGCUGAUAUGUCAGUUCGAACAGGUAAGACAACCAGGACCGUCAGGGUUGUUAAUGAAACAAGUCAAUCAACAGAAGUAUAGCCGGAUUGGUGUUUUUCAUUUCAAACCUUUGCAGAUCUACGACCUUGAAGGAGACGAGCAUGUGGACAUUGAAGGCCGUGUAGAGAGAUUUCAGCGUGCGCAAAUAGCUGCGGCUGAGUUGUUUGAAUCCUCUGAUCCAGCAAGCAUUGUGCUGAUCUAAUCCUGCAGUCAAAAGUCCGGCGAGGUCGCAGCCUAGUGAAGAAUACUACCAGAUAGUCAGCCUUGAUUAUCUUGCACAAGAUAAGACUUACUACUUCUCGAUAUGUCCUUCC